AUGAUCGCAGACCGCGAUGUGUACAACAACGCCAUCCACUUCGAUGUUGUACGCAAGAACUUGGCACCCAAGCAGGUCGGCAACUUGGCGGCCCCCGCGGCUGAGGAACUGGACAGGGCAUUCCGCGCGUAUUGGCAGGAUCCUGACAGUGGCGCCGACGGAAAGUCCGACUGGGUUACAUUGAACAACUGGGACGCGUGCGGCAAAGUCAUCUCCCGCGCGGCGCUGCGGGUUCUGGUCGGUGAGACCCUGUGUCAGAACGAACGUCUCUUGAACGCGACGGCGCGGUACGCCGACGCUGUGGUGAUGGGGACGGCCAUGAUCAACUGUUUGCCGCCGUCUUUGAGGCCGUGGAUUGCUCCUCUGCUCGCCUCGCCGGCAAAAUAUAACCAGUCACGCUGCCUGAAAUUGCUCGUUCCGGUGAUUGAAGAGAGAAUUCGCGUCUGGGAGAGCAGAAAAACAGGCGUCGCUCAGAAGAUACCAGACGACUUCUUGCAAUGGAUGAUAGAGAGAUGUGCCAAAGCCGGCCCGGAGCAGAUGAAACCUCGGAGAAUUGCUCUACGUCUCCUCGCGCUUGUCACCAUGUCCGUCAUGGGUAUGGUAUACGUGUUAUCGCAUUGCAUCCAGGAUCUGUAUAGAAGCCCUUCCAAAGACGAAUUUCUCGCAGGCCUACAAGAGGAGAUCAUGAAAAUGACCGAGCAAUCGGAGUUCCCCAAGGCAACUAACGCACUGGGGUCCAAGGACACCAUCGACCGCCUCCACCGGCUGGACUCGACUCUGCGUGAGUCAAUGCGACUAUCUGCCAUCAGCAUCGUCAGCGUGGCUCGCGAUGUCGUUGCCGAAGAGCUGGACCUCGGCCUCGACGACGGUCUGAAACUUCCUAGGGGGGUCCGAGUUGUUUUUCCCUCUCAACCCAUGCACAGGGACCCCGACUUCACGUUCCAUGAGAGGCCGCUGGAGUUUGAUGCAUUCCGCUUUUCGAGAAGGUUCGAAGCCAACCAGACCCGGGGGAAUAGCAACGAUGAAGCAAUACUGGAGCGGGCAGCGGCGUCGUCGACAGUUCCAAGCCAAUCUUUCCUUGCCUGGGGGUACGGCAAGCAUGCUUGUACGGCACGAUGGUACGCCGCACAGACGUUGAAGCAAGCUUUGGCUUACAUUAUUCUGAACUACGACGUGGAGGUCCUGGGUGAUGCCCGCAAAAGCAUGUCUCUGGUCAACGUCGUUGUGCCACACACAGAUGUCCAGAUUCGGAUCCGGCGAAAGAGGCCAUAG
Messenger RNA from Diaporthe citri, 1272 nucleotides. RefSeq lists its product as uncharacterized. The transcript has 2 exons. Gene Ontology annotation, molecular function: monooxygenase activity; oxidoreductase activity, acting on paired donors, with incorporation or reduction of molecular oxygen; heme binding. The coding region runs from base 1 to 1272 and encodes 423 amino acids. Lineage: Eukaryota; Fungi; Ascomycota; Sordariomycetes; Diaporthales; Diaporthaceae. The record is from RefSeq and is a predicted model, not a curated record.